Rotaria sp. Silwood1 is the source of this 762-nucleotide messenger RNA. NCBI's taxonomy places the organism in Eukaryota, Metazoa, Rotifera, Eurotatoria, Philodinida, Philodinidae. The record is from the annotation of a GenBank genome assembly.
AUGGUUUCUCGUAAUCAUGAUUCUGUUAGUUUUGCUCUUGGCUUAACUGGAGGUAUUAUCGGUUUCAUUAGUUUAGUAUUUACUUGUAUUGGUGUUGCUCUUCCAACAUGGUAUACUGGUACAAAUGCUAAUCAAACAGUUAUUGUAGCUAAAGCUAAUUUAUUUUCUUCGUGCUAUGCUCCAUACACAUCUCAAGGAACAAUAUCAUCAACACUUAAUUGUGGAUCGUUUAAUUCAUAUUCAUGUUCAACAACCUCUUAUCAAAAUUCUGUAUUAAAUAUUACAGCAUAUACUCCAGGAUGUACAAAUCCUAAUAGUGAGGCAUCAAUUUAUUUGGAUUUCGAUGCUCCGAUUUAUCAAGUUUCAACCACAAAUUUUUAUAGUUUACGCAAUGCUGCUAUACUUUCAAUCAUAUCUAUUCUUUUUACACUUUUCUCCACUAUAUUUGGAUUUCUAACAGGAAUUAUAGUACUAAAUAUUUAUUUAGUUUUUAUAGCUCCAAUAUUUGCUUUUAUUGCUGUAAUGGUUGGAAUCUGCGCUUUAGCUCUUGCUGGUUCUGUCUUCAAUUAUACAGGUACUGGCUUUGCUUUAUUUGUAGUUGGAGUUUUACUUGAAACAAUAGCUCUUCCAUUAUUAUCAAUUGUUGCUGGAAGAUUGAAUAGGUCCAAAAUAACAAAUCAUACCAGUGAAGAUGAACCUAUGUUUAUGGAACGAGAUGAUUCAUCUUCUGAUAUUCAACAUGUAUAUACAAGUAGAGUUUGA